ACGGGCUAGGGAACAGUAGGCAGGCAGUGAAGCAGGCAGGCAGGCUGCCGACUAAAGCCAGUGAGUCCAGGUUUGGGGGUCAGGAACCGGUCUGACCACAGAAUGGAGAGUCUGUGCUUAUACUAGGUUUCAGGAAAAUAUGCUGUGGAGGAUGUACAUGGAAAACAGAAGGAGGCUUCCACGGAUACAGCCAGGGAAUGUCAAGACAUGUUUCAGGCCAUAGGGAGUGCAACUAAAGAUGUCCGAUAGUGUCGAUAUUGAAGAAAAACCACCUGCCCCCCCCUUGAGAAUGAACAGUAGUUCCCGUGACCCUUCCUCAGUACACAGUUCCAAACCACUUCCAAUGGCUCCAGAAGAGAAGAACAAGAAAGCCCGUCUCAGGUCCAUCUUUCCCGGGGGAGACAAAACCAAUAAGAAGAAAGAGAAAGAGCGUCCAGAGAUAUCCCUGCCCUCUGAUUUCGAGCACACCAUCCAUGUAGGCUUUGACGCGGUAACGGGGGAGUUCACUGGUAUUCCAGAGCAAUGGGCUCGGUUAUUGCAGACCUCUAAUAUUACUAAGCUGGAACAGAAGAAAAACCCUCAGGCUGUUAUAGAUGUUCUCAAGUUCUACGACUCCAAAGAGACUGUCAACAACCAGAAAUACAUGAGCUUCACGUCAGGAGAUAAAUCUGCUCAUGGUUACCUUGCAGCCAAUACACUGAACCGCCUCCUGUCUUCCGGGCCACCUGUCAGCCUUAGAACCUGCAGCGCGUUUUUUGACAAGCAAGGGGCUAAGACAACUUCUGAACCUCCUAUUGCACCUCCGGUGUCUGAAGAGGAAGACGAGGAAGAGGAGGAUGAAGAGGAAGAAGAUGAUGAUGAGGAUGAGGAUGAGGUUCCACCCAUCAUCGCUCCACGGCCUGAGCACACCAAAUCCAUCUUCACACGCUCUGUUAUUGAGCCAGUUGCACCUCCUGCUUCUGUCAAAGAGGUCACGACCCCUCCAGAGUCACAAGUCCAGCCGGAAAACACGUCUAGUACGCUGUACCGUCACACUGACCGACAGAGGAAGAAAUCCAAGAUGACAGAUGAGGAAAUACUGGAAAAACUCAGAAGCAUUGUUAGUGUCGGGGAUCCCAAGAAGAAAUAUACACGUUUUGAGAAAAUUGGACAAGGGGCAUCUGGGACAGUAUACACAGCUAUUGACAUUGCCACAGGACAAGAGGUGGCCAUUAAACAGAUGAAUCUGCAACAGCAGCCAAAGAAAGAGCUCAUUAUUAACGAGAUUCUCGUGAUGAGGGAAAACAAAAACCCCAAUAUAGUCAACUACCUGGACAGUUAUCUAGUAGGAGAUGAGUUGUGGGUGGUGAUGGAGUAUUUGGCAGGUGGUUCACUAACUGAUGUGGUAACCGAGACCUGCAUGGAUGAGGGACAGAUUGCUGCAGUGUGCAGAGAGUGUCUACAGGCUCUGGACUUCCUCCAUUCUAAUCAGGUGAUUCAUAGAGAUAUCAAGAGUGACAACAUUCUCCUGGGCAUGGAUGGUUCUGUAAAACUCACGGAUUUUGGGUUUUGUGCUCAGAUCACACCUGAGCAGAACAAGCGUAGCACUAUGGUGGGUACACCCUACUGGAUGGCCCCAGAGGUCGUAACCCGGAAGGCCUAUGGCCCUAAAGUGGACAUCUGGUCCCUGGGCAUCAUGGCUAUUGAAAUGGUGGAGGGAGAACCGCCAUACCUGAAUGAGAACCCACUCAGGGCCCUGUAUUUAAUUGCAACCAAUGGAACUCCAGAGCUACAAAAUCCCGAACGGCUAUCCUCAGUGUUUCGAGACUUCCUUAACCGCUGUCUGGAGAUGGAUGUAGACCGGAGAGGGUCAGCAAAAGAAUUGCUGCAGCACUCAUUCCUGAAGCUUGCCAAACCCCUCUCCAGUUUGAGUCCGCUGAUUGUAGCUGCCAAGGAAGCCAUCAAGAAUAGCAGCCGCUAGGAUCUUCCCCCUACACACACACACACACACACAUGCAUACACAUUCAUACACACAGAGUGCAGGUACAGUGUGUUUAUGUGUCAUAGCACAAUUACACAAUAUCUGAAUCUGGACACACACAAUAACAUAAGCACAUGCUUGCACAUGCACUUACCCUUAUAAGGGUGAUUGACAGCAAUUCAAGGCCUUUGGGAUGGGAUCGGCCCCUGCUGCCUGCCCUAACACACACACACACGCACACACACACGUUGUGAUGUAUGGAACUGCCGCACUAGUCCAUCAGUGUGUGUUCACCUCUACACAUCUGGAAAGGAGACAAACUGAAAAACAACUCCUGUUUUCCUUCUCCCUGAAAUGAAAGAUGAUAUGGAUUACAGUAGACAUUUCAAAUCAUCCAAUCUCUUAUUUAAUCUAUUCUGUACUCUCUUGGAUUACAAGCAACCUUCUUUGGGUUUUACAGUUUUUCCUGUGCCUGAAGAAGUGUACCUCCAAAUCUCGGGAUCUCCUCAAGACAUCUGCAUGACUGUCUACCACAGCUAUUCACAGCAAUCAUUUCCUUUCUACAUUGUGUGCGCUAAAUAAGAGAGCACACAACAGUAUGCUUGAGAGAAAGAGAGAGAGAGAGAGCUUGAGAGCAAGAGACAUAAGAACAAAGAUUAAUCUCACCAAAAACAUGUCCAGGUCAUAUUUCGUCCCAAAAUAAAAAACUAUUCAGCAUGAAUUAAAUUAUGAAUAUUUUCAGGACUAUUAAUACUAAGAUUUUUGGAUUAAGACAUUCAAACGAAG
This is a messenger RNA of Pimephales promelas (fathead minnow), 2747 nucleotides long. Its product is annotated as serine/threonine-protein kinase PAK 3. The record is from RefSeq and is a predicted model, not a curated record. Lineage: Eukaryota; Metazoa; Chordata; Actinopteri; Cypriniformes; Leuciscidae. Gene Ontology annotation, molecular function: ATP binding; protein serine/threonine kinase activity. Gene Ontology annotation, biological process: protein phosphorylation.